Aspergillus wentii DTO 134E9 is the source of this 1350-nucleotide messenger RNA. Its product is annotated as class I SAM-dependent methyltransferase. Lineage: Eukaryota; Fungi; Ascomycota; Eurotiomycetes; Eurotiales; Aspergillaceae. The coding region runs from base 288 to 1274 and encodes 328 amino acids. The record is from RefSeq and is a predicted model, not a curated record. The transcript has 2 exons.
CUCGGCUUUUGGCUUUGAGAGCUGGAUUUGCCCGAAUCUCCAACAUCCACGGGUUGGAAACAUUCUAGAAGAUCCUUCGACAAUUCAUUGUUUGGGUUGAGGGUGGAAGGUGGAGUUAUUGUUUUCAAUUGCUUUGUUUUAUUGGCUUGCUGGGUUAAUUCGCGAUUUAUGCUGGGACAACCAGCCGAAUAAAUAUUUUGAUAUCGGAUCACUUCUUCGGGAUCGUUCCUCUGCCUUUUGACUUGAUAUCUUUGAAUUGAUAUCGGUCCCAACCAUCUCAUCUCAAUAUGAGUGCCUCGAGGACAGGAAGGGCAGCGCUGAAAAAGGCCAAAGUGCCUGUCACCGGCACACAGAGAACGGGCAAAAAUCCCGUCGCAGAGAGUUUACAUAAACCUGCUCUCCCAAAACGGGCCAACCCGCAUCUAACAAACAUCAAACCAACACCAGAGCCCAGUCGAAUGUCUCCUAAGAUGAUGACGUUCCUAGGGGUGGGCGUGCUCGGGAUGAGCGCGUACUGCGGCUUUCUCUACGCGGCGUACAGACGAGAAGUAUCUGAAUCGCAAUCCAUGGACGUGCCCAAGGAUGUAUCAAGCCGGUACAACCAAACGGCUCGGACCUUUGACGCAGACGUGGAGCUGUCCGAGAAGACGAUGCGCAUGGGGACGAAGCGCGCGAAUCUCAUCGCGUUGGCGCGCGGCGACGUGCUGGAGGUCAGCUGCGGCACAGGACGUAACUUGGAGUACUACGAGCUAGGGGAAAGGAGGGGAUACGAUGAAGAAGGACGGGCAAGUACGCGGGGCUGCAGGUCAGUGACGUUUGUCGAUCUCAGCCCGGAGAUGGUCGCGAUUACACGCGAGAAGUUUGAGAAACUGCACCCGGGGUAUGAGAAGGUGGCUUUCCGGGCUCAGGACGCGGGGCGGGUAGAUGGUGCGCCUCCUUCGUCGUCGUCGAGGGGAUGUUGCUACGAUACAGUUGUGCAGACCAUGGGGCUCUGCUCGAUGCCAGACCCUGCGGGGACGCUUCGCCAUCUGGGCUCGAUUACGGAGCCGGAGAAGGGGCGGAUUCUACUACUGGAGCAUGGGCGUUCGCACUACGGGUGGUUGAAUGAUAUCCUGGACAAUCUGGCACCAGCGCAUGCGGACCGACAUGGGUGUUGGUGGAACCGAGAUAUAGGAGCGAUAGUGAAGGAGAGUGGGUUGGAGAUAGUCGAGGAGAAACGAUGGCAUUUUGGGACGACAUGGCGAUAUGUAUUGCGGCCAAGUACUUCGAGGUAGGCCGACUGCUAUUGGUGUAUUAAUACUGUAUAUCAUAAUUAUGAGAAAGUUACUCGUACAAGUGGAUCUGGUGACG